Messenger RNA from Triticum dicoccoides, 1608 nucleotides. RefSeq lists its product as uncharacterized. The coding region runs from base 378 to 1139 and encodes 253 amino acids. NCBI's taxonomy places the organism in Eukaryota, Viridiplantae, Streptophyta, Magnoliopsida, Poales, Poaceae. The record is from RefSeq and is a predicted model, not a curated record. The transcript has 5 exons.
GAGGCGACUUUAGGGUUUCACUCCUGUCGCCGGCGCCCCAGGCCGCAAGCCCGGAACAGAAUCUUCCGCUUCCGCCGUCGCCCCCGGCCGGAACAGAGGCUCGCCGCUCCCGCCGGCGAACCGGAGCUACAGGCGCAUCCGGCGGGCCGCUCUGCACCGGAGGCCGUCGUCCCCGAGCACAUUUCCGGCGGAAUCGCGCGUCUCCUCCUUCACCGGAUCUCCCUCCGCCCAACCCGCAGCGCCCCGUCUCCGACGGCCUGUUCCGCAUCUCGGCCGCCCUCCUGUGCCUGCAGCUUCCUCCUCCCACCUCAGCAUUCCGUCUAUCUGGCCGGCAUCUCCUCCACAGAGUGUUCAGUGGUCUUGGUUAACACAGUACCAUGGAUCCCGAUCCCGCCACUGACACCACUCUUGUUUUUGAAAAAGAUGUACUGGAAACAGUUUUUACUCAAGCUGCACCUUAUGUUGUAAGGCUUAAUAUGCGGCCCGUCCGUACAGGCCUCCUUAUUGGAUCAACAGAAUUGCAUGCUUUGGUAUCUGUUGACUCUUCUACGCUGACCGAAUUGCCCAAAUCGGUUCAGUUUUAUAAUCAGAAGAAAGCUGCAAUUGUUCAGAAGGUGGGGCAACUUCCUGGGUGCAGUAUUACUAUCCUGUUUACAGACCGCAUGCACAACCCGUUGCCUCCUGUUCAAUUUGCUGAUUUGGAUCCCAAUGACAAUGUGUGCGAGAAGGUGGUGUCUCUUUUCCCCUAUAUGGAUGGAAUUUCUAUGUUCGAUGGACAUGUUGUGUUAAAUAAUUGCACUUCCAUGGGUAGGGGGGGGGGAACUAUUCAGCCAGGAUCCGCAGACUUGUUUGCAUUUACUUGCACAAACACGGUCCUAUUUCACAUACCAAGAAACGAUGAUGAAGCAAAACUGGUAGCGGAACAUCUUCAAAAGAUUGCUGGUGCUGCUGUGUUCAACUUAAAGGGCGAGGUUGUUGGCAUACUAAGUUCAUAUGCUAGAGGUUAUGAUGUGAAACUGGCCAAGAAGUCAUCUUACUUUAAAAAGCACUUUGAUAAACUGGGAGACAAACAAGUGAAGUGGCUGAUGGGGCAGGGGAAGUUCUCUAAGUCGGAGAUCCUGAGGAAGGCUAAUAUCUGAAGACGCUCGAUGCUUUUUGGGUAAUUCUCGCAGUUGUAUUUUACAUCCUAACUUUUUUUGGUGCCCACCGUGAUAUUCAUAAUACUCCUCCAUUCCUGGUUGGUGGUAGUUUUUGUGAGACAUGAUCAACUAGACGGUGAGGUACCCGUACCUAAGUAGCUAUGGAAAGAACAAGUUAGCUAUGUCGCGGCCAGCGGUAACUUCCUCAGUAGCAGGGCCCAUACCCAAGAAUAGGGUGAUGGAGCAUGGGUGGAGGCAUUCAAAUGUCGAGCUUUCUGGAUAACAGCGACAAUCUGAACAAUUCACCUAUAUUGAGAAUUUUUUGGUGCACAUAAAGGACCAUGGUGAUUUCUGUGGUUUUAAUUUUAGCAAGUGAGAUAACCUUGUCAAGCAAAUGAUACUAACAGGGACUACUUGAUGUUGAUGUCUCAAGACAAUAUGGUUAUGGUUAUGUGAUCUCAUAGCCGAA